CAAUAAAAUUACUGGAUUUAAAAAGUCAAUUAAUUUUAAUUCCGAUUCUUCCAAAACAUGUGUACGACUAAAUAAUGCAUUUUUAGCACGCCCUGUUAUUGACUGAAGUUAUUUUCGUUCACAUAUUUUCAUAACAAAUAAAAACACAAACACAACAGAUUUUUCGAUCAUUAAUUACUUUUUUAAUUAAUAAUAAUAAUGUCGGAAAAGGGCGUAAGUGAAGAUGCACAAGCAUAUGGUGAUCAAAGUUUGCAGAUGAUAUUUUCUAAGGGCUGGGAAGGAUUCGAGGAAUUAGAGGAAACUUCUCUACCAUUCAACUCGGCAGAAUAUCAACGCAAAGUUAAAGAGACUAUGAAGAAAUUUGAAGAAGCCACAACUAUUGUAAAUCAGAUUGGUCUGUUCAGUCCCAAUGAGCUUAUCGAUGAAGUUUCUACUGAUUCAUUGCAAUACCUGAUGCUUCCCUUCUAUUUGGGUAAAAUAGCGCUAAAACUACAACAUGAAAGUCGUGGUGAAGUACUCCAAAUUGCUGAAGUAUACUUCAAAGAUUUUUUACAGCGUUGUCAAGAAUAUGACCUAUGUGACGAGUAUAAAAAAAAUGCAGUUGGAGCAGCAGAAGGUAGUAAUACAGAUGAAUUAGCGCAACUAAUGCGUGCAGCGCAUGCUCGCAACGACAAAAUUGCACAAUUCAGAAAAAAGAAAGAGUUGGAUGAAUUUAUAAGGAAAAUGAAACUUGCUGUGCGCAAUAAAAGUGUUGAUGAUGAAGUACGUAGAGAAUUUUUCUUAAAACUACUCAAUAAAAGUAUUAUCGAUGCCACUGAAGAAUUGGAUAGCGUCCAAUUAGAAAAACAAAUGGUACAAAUGCGUACAAUGCAUGGUUCAACCGUUGCACAAUCUAAUGAGCAUAUAGCAUUCGAUAAUGUCAAAGCAAUAUCUACUUCAGACACAGCUGGACAUUCACAUCAUCAUCACCAUCAUCUUUCACAACAACCGAAGAAAAAACCUAUGCAACCGUUUAUUAUUACACGUAACUCUGCACAAAAAGCGGUAUUCGGAGCGGGCUAUCCAAGUUUGCCGGUGAUGACAGUCGAUGAGUUUUACGACCAACGUGUACGGGAAGGAGUUUUCCCUGAUGAAGAGAAAGUGGCCAAAAUGAAUCGAGAACAAGCAAUAGCCGCUGCACAAGAUCCCAAUGAGAAGGAGGAUCAAGAAAAGGCUGUUGAAGAGAUUCAAGUUGAGAAUGAUGAUCCAGAAUAUUUAGCGCGUAUGCGCCGCAUGGAUGAAUACAAAGAUGUUGUACGUCGUGGCGACGGCAACCGUUACAAUCGCAGUUAAAUCACCGCUCAUAUUUAUUUAUUAUAAAUGUGUAACAAAUUAAAAGCACGUUUCUUUGUUUUUUUUAAGACGAUUUUAAUGAUUUCAUAAAAAUAAAAAUAUAAAAGUUUUCAAA
Bactrocera dorsalis (oriental fruit fly) is the source of this 1447-nucleotide messenger RNA. It is a transcript of the gene Tap42, whose product is annotated as immunoglobulin-binding protein 1. Gene Ontology annotation, biological process: regulation of dephosphorylation; regulation of signal transduction. Lineage: Eukaryota; Metazoa; Arthropoda; Insecta; Diptera; Tephritidae. The transcript has 3 exons. The record is from RefSeq and is a predicted model, not a curated record. The coding region runs from base 199 to 1332 and encodes 377 amino acids. Gene Ontology annotation, molecular function: protein phosphatase 2A binding. Gene Ontology annotation, cellular component: cytosol.